AUGGGAUUUGCCAUUAACAACGGUUUAACAUGCCCCCGAAGACUGGAAACCGUUGUUUUUCCCUUCUGGUUCCCUCUGUACUGGUGUCUGUUUGUUUUAUCAUAUUUUCCGAUGCGACGGACUCGGAAGAUUUCUGUAUGGCCCGUUGGACUUGUUGGAGAUCAAAGAUAUGAAGCGCCUAUUGUGAAGAAUGGAAAGGUGACUGGUUGGCGGGUGAGCUAUGAUCCAAUUCGAAAGUUCGCUACAGACAUGGCAGGUUUUGCUAUGAACCUUCAUCUUUUCUUUGAACAUCCUGAUCUUCAAUUUUCCCAUUACACACGGCCAGGAUCUCAGGAAUCCGAUAUCAUCUCGAAGACCAAUAUAACCCUGAAUGAUCUUGAGCCUCUGGCUGAUAACUGUACAAAGGUGCUUGUGUGGCACACUAGGGCGCUACCCCCCAAGCUUACAAAGGAAGAUCAAAUGAAGGUGAAAUUCGACCAUGGAUCUAACUUCAUUGUUGAAGUAUAGUGAAGUCAUAUUAUCCACGAUAUAUAUCAUGUGGAUAAAAGAUAUUUAAUUUUGCUUUGAUUUCGCCAUUAGAACACAGGACACGUGCCUUUGUUAAGGGAGACAACGCUCCACGGUCUUGUGACCACUCCACUGAUUGGACUGCCGAAGAGUGCCCCGAUGAGUGAAUUAUCAUGAGUAAAAUGUGCGAAAGUAAUUGAAGGAAGGACAUGACACAAUUCAUACAGUUUGCAUUUAUAUAUAUUUUUUCAUCAAACACUGCAGAGGCUUUUAAAUGGUCCCUUGCAUAUUUAUAUUAAAACUCAUUUGACCAAGCAUGGCUGGAGGACUGCCGUGUGGCGUAAUGCAACGAACACUGACUCUUGAUACAAAUUGUAUAGGUGGCGGGUGCUACCGGUAGUGCAGGAGAUUCUUACUAAUUCACUGAUUUUCAGUGAUCCAUUCAUAUAAUUUUCACCACUCUUUUGCCAUUUACGCCCAAUGGAAUCCGUUUCGGUGGAUAAUUGAGCCCGUUAUUCUCUGACGUUGACGUUUUACACUAUGUUUGCACUGUAAAUAUGUCUGUAUGUUUUAGACGUUUUACAUUUGAUGUAAUUGUUCAAGGCUAGUAUAAUACUGCUAGUAUAAUAAUGCGUGUGUGUUGUGCACAGACCCGUGCGUUUAUUUGUAAUUCAUAUAUGUAUUCUAUAGUAAUCCAUUAACGUGUGUUGAGACCUCAACUUUCCAAUAGUCAUUUUCCCCUUUAUGUCAAACAAUAGUGACUUGUACCAUGUGUUCCCGUGUAUUAUCGGGUGAACAAAUGACUUGCCUUUGCAUGUGUUUUUGACAGGUGAACCAGUUGUGCAGGAUAUGCUAAUCUUUUUCCACACAGCCACCAUUACUAGUUGAUAUUGAUUCAUUAACACGUGCUCAUGAUAUUGUCGAAAUCGAACAAUCGACUCUGCUUUUAGCACAUAUUUCUUGUGACUAUGGAAAGGGUUUUGUCACUUUUGUUUGUGUAUGCAUGGAGGCUGAGGGCUGUAACGUUAAUGCCGUUAUUUAAU
Molecule: messenger RNA, 1550 nt
Organism: Haliotis rufescens (red abalone)
Lineage: Eukaryota; Metazoa; Mollusca; Gastropoda; Lepetellida; Haliotidae
Product: galactosylgalactosylxylosylprotein 3-beta-glucuronosyltransferase 2-like
Exons: 4
Coding region: 1-507 (168 amino acids)
Biological process (GO): carbohydrate metabolic process; chondroitin sulfate proteoglycan biosynthetic process
Cellular component (GO): Golgi membrane
Molecular function (GO): galactosylgalactosylxylosylprotein 3-beta-glucuronosyltransferase activity
Source: RefSeq, a predicted model, not a curated record